Messenger RNA from Exophiala xenobiotica, 954 nucleotides. Its product is annotated as ribosomal protein S16. The transcript has 2 exons. NCBI's taxonomy places the organism in Eukaryota, Fungi, Ascomycota, Eurotiomycetes, Chaetothyriales, Herpotrichiellaceae. Gene Ontology annotation, biological process: mitochondrial translation. Gene Ontology annotation, molecular function: structural constituent of ribosome. Gene Ontology annotation, cellular component: mitochondrial small ribosomal subunit; ribosome. The record is from RefSeq and is a predicted model, not a curated record. The coding region runs from base 201 to 608 and encodes 135 amino acids.
CAGGUGACUUGUCCCUCCCAUACUGCGACUUAGUUCAUUUUAUAUCGACCUUCCUCGACCUUCACCCACCAAACCUCCACGCCUACGCUUGCACCUGGUACUCGCGCCUCCGGGUCUGCCUGACACUUCUCCCAGCACCACCACCUCCUCCCUUCCGACCCCCUCUCGAUCGCCAACGGCUCGUCCUCCGCUCUCUCACAAUGGUGCUAAGAAUCCGGCUCGCCCGCUUCGGCACCAAACGCGCGCCCGUCUACAACAUCGUCCUCGCGCAGGCCAAAUCCGCGCGCGGCAAGAAACCCAUCGAAGUCCUCGGCACGUACGACCCGAUCCCGCGGAUACCGCUGGCCUCGCCCGGCGACACGCCGCUGCCCGCCGCCGACGGAGUGAGCACGAGCGCCUCUGUCGCGACCCCCCCAAAACGGUACAAGGACAUCAAGCUUGACACCGCCCGGACAAAGUACUGGCUCGGUGUGGGCGCGCAGCCGACGGAACCCGUGGCCAAGUUGUUGAAUAUGAUCGGAUUGGUCGAGGCUAAACCUUCGAGGACGACGCAGCAGAAAGCCUCAUUGCCGGAAGCAUCUGCGCCAGAGAAGACUGCGACGGUAUAACUUGGUCCACGCCUCCUGUUAUUUGUACGGCAUAGCGCUGGCGUUUUAGGCUUGGAGAGUGUCGACGAACCUCUGGAGGAAGAACAGAGGUGUAUACCAUCAGAUAUCUCUUUUUUGUACAAAGAUAAAAUCACGCUACUACACUACUUGGUGUCCGCAUGGGGAUGCAAGCGGGAAUGGAAGAUUUGAAGAGAUGGUCUAUUCACAUUUCUGUCCACAAGCAGCUGAAGCCACCUAUUGAUACUUGGUAGACAGCCAAUACUUGGCCUGGGCCUCAUGAUCUCGUUGCAGUCUAAUGCGCCCCUGCUAUGCAGUUUCAACUUUUGCUUGUUGAACAAAUUCUCAA